GAUCCUGAAGCGCCGUCAUCAUCAGCUGAACCUCAACCGAGCCUCGUUAUAAUAUUCCCGUGGAUGUCCUUUGAUGAGGCUUUAUCUCGAGUAAUUUCCGGAGAAUAAGUGUCAUCAUUUUGUCUGUUCAGCCAUGAACUUGUUGAAAAAUAUAGUUAAUCUACGGGGAUGGAAGCCCAGGAGAGCAGGGUGCUUGUACAACAGCCAGAGAGCUAUGAGUGCUACAGAACCAGCACAUCUGGAACCAGCCAAUUUCAAGCCACAGAAAGUACUGAUUCUCACCAAAUUGUCAAGAUAUGAGUUUGAAAAGCGUCGUCACCCGGAGUUGACUGAGAGACAACUAGAGAGGUGCCUUAGAAACAGAGGUUCAGACUACAAUAUGUUACUCUACCACCACUACAUCCACAAGGGUGUUGAGAAUACAGUAAACAGUGUCUUCAGAGCAGCUGGCAUUGAAACCAAAGUGGUGUAUCGAUUUGAUUACUCAGACCCCAACAUCGAAUGGGCAGAUGCCAUAGUGACUACAGGAGGCGAUGGAACCUUCCUUCUUGCAGCAUCUGGUGUUCUAGAGAGAAACAAACCUCUAAUAGGGUUCAAUUCUGAUCCCAUGAGAUCAAAAGGACAGCUGUGUCUCCCACAGAAGUACUCAGUGGAUGUGAAGGAGGCAAUUGAUAAACUAUUAAAGGGAAAGUUUCGCUGGACCUUCAGAAGCAGAAUUCGUGUGACACUUAUUGGGGAAAAUAUCUUUAGACCACCAGUUGAAUUGCAUGACCAGCAGUUGUUACAUCCUGAGUACAGAUACCUAGACAUGGACUUGCAGUUACGUACGCUGAAGGAAAAUACACCAUCAACAGAUGAGUCUGGAUUACCUAGAAGAGUACUACCCGUCCUUGCCCUUAAUGAGGUUUUCAUUGGCGAAUGUGUGUCAGCCAGAGUGUCGUAUUUGGAGUUGAGUUUUGAUCGUAACAAGGGGAUCAAACAGAAGUGUUCAGGACUCAUCGCCAGCACAGGGACGGGCUCAACCUCAUGGACUUAUAAUGUGAACAAGUUAACAGAACAGAAUAUGGAAGAAAUCCUGACUAUUGUGAAGGAGGAGACAGGCUUUGCCAUCCGCGAUUCAGAUACCUUAUUUGUACGGAAGAUUACUAAUAAGUUUAAUGAGAUGCUAAUCACAAAUCCAGAGGAGCCACGUAUGGUGUACACUAUAAGAGAUCAAUUGGUCUCUUCACCCAUGAGAAGUGAAUGCGUCAAGCCUCGGGGAUUUGCUAGGUCAAUAGGCGUAAAGUCUCGCUGCUUUGAUGCUUCUUUGGUGAUUGAUGGGGGUCUGUCCUUCACCUUCAAUGACGGAACACGAGCCCUUCUGGAGAUUCAUGAUGUGGAUGCUCUCCGGACAGUGACCCUGCACGAGGAUCCAACAGAAGUUUCCUUCAAGCACUGAAAGAAAUUGCUGAAGAAAUGUUUCGUAAUUUACAAACCGAAGACAAGAAAUGUUUUUGGUAUUAACAAGGAAAAAUAACAGAAUUUUUAAGAUUAACUUGAUAUAUGGUGCUCAUUGUCUAGUCAUACUGGGACAGAGUAAGUGUUUAUGCCCUGGACAUAGACAUUUUGACAUAAGCUUAGUACAAGUUAUGUUCAGUGUCAGAUAAAAGGAGUAUUAUUCAAUAAAAUGGAACAUGGAAAUAUCUUGCUGUUAGUGAAUACAGGAGCUUGUAAUGAGGGCGAAAUAUGUAGAUAGAUUUAAGUCAGGGUUGUAUAUAAAUAUCUCUGUGAUUAUUAAACUCUCACUUAGACAUUGUCACAAAUGAUAAGCACCUUAUUUGGUUAUUGAGCAAUAGUUGAGAGCUGUUUCAUAGCAGCAUUAUGCUUUGUGUAAUAGGUAAUUUGGUUCAUAUGUAUAUAUAGCAUUAGUACAGAAUUUCUUUCUUACAUGAUUGCAUAUUUAUUUACUGGACAUAUACAUUAUGAAUCUAUGAGUGUGAUUAUUGUUUUGCUCAUUAGUUUUUACUUAUAGUAAGUAUUGUGGGCAGAGUUGUACAUGCUUUAUAGAUGUGCUAUAACCCUUCUGUUUUCAAUUACAGCUUCUCCUGUUAGAUCAAAUUUGUCCCUAUAACAUGAAAUGCACACUUUGCUUUUCAUACAGAGAACAGGGCAAACAUAUCUAAUUCCGUAAGUUACUAGUAUCAUUGACAGUAUUAUUGACAUGAGACUUGAUACUUUUCUUCCCAACUUUUGAUACACUGCAUUAAGUGGUAUGGAAUUUAAAUAAUAGCUGUUUAUUAUUGUUAUAUCAUUAUGUAUGACAUAUCUGUGUAUGAAUAACUAUAUAUAAAUGCUUAUUUUGUGUCUCUUCAACAAACAGAGAUAAUUACCAUGAAUUAGUGAAAAUUAUCAAAGCCUAAUUAAUAAGAAGAGGUUUAUUAACAUUGAUAAUUCAUGUGUUAAACAAGAUAAAGCCUUAAUUUGAUUUAUCCAACAUCAGAGGUUACAGACAAUUUAUGAAAUAUCUCAUUUAGGAAAUAUAGAUGUCUCAGAAAAAGUAAGACUGGUUGGAGGUCAGGGUAUAUGCUAUAUAACAUUAUAUUUAAUGUUGAGUGCAUAAAUAAUAAGAAACAUAUACUGUAAGCAGCAGGGUAUAUUAAUGGUGUAAAUUGUUACCAAAGCAAA
Penaeus monodon (black tiger shrimp) is the source of this 2664-nucleotide messenger RNA. RefSeq names its product NAD kinase 2, mitochondrial-like (gene Nadk2). NCBI's taxonomy places the organism in Eukaryota, Metazoa, Arthropoda, Malacostraca, Decapoda, Penaeidae. Gene Ontology annotation, biological process: NADP+ biosynthetic process; NAD+ metabolic process. The transcript has 8 exons. Bases 134 to 1438 code for a protein of 434 amino acids. Gene Ontology annotation, cellular component: mitochondrion. Gene Ontology annotation, molecular function: NAD+ kinase activity. The record is from RefSeq and is a predicted model, not a curated record.